UCUAUAACUUAGUCAUAAUUAAAAUAUUUCUAGUCAAAAAGAAACAAAACUUCAGUUACCUAAGAGUGACAGACUAUAAGCAAAUUUAACUUGAAAAACUGUCGCUUUUCAACUGUGUAGUGUUUGGUAGAAGUACAUUACCAUCUUCCUAAAAAUUAUAGUCUUAAAUUACCCAAGACCUAUUACCCUGAGCAAAGUUUUUCUUUUUCUUUUUUCUUUUUUUGAAUAAGUAAUUUUAUAUUAUUUCAGUUUUGAAACUCAUUCCCAGAUCUGGUUGAUGUUCAGCCUGCAGGUCUAACACAUAUUUCCUUUAGAUUUCACAUGAUAAAAUUUAUUGAGAGAAUGAAAGCUUGAGGAAAACCUGUUUGUUCCUGUUAUCUGAUAAGAAUGAUCUUUUUUGAAAAUGUUAACUGAAUGGUGGACCCAUCUUAGUUUAAUAGCAUUUUUCAACAGCUCUUUUUUCUUGAUAUUGCAAUGAUAUGAUUUAAAUAUCCCAGAAUAUCACUGUACUGCUCAAAAUAGCUACAAAGUUAGUAUUUCUCUUGAUUUGUUUUCUUGAGACAGGGUGGUUACUUAGUAAUAAUACUUCUAACAUGUAUAACAUAAUAUUGGAUUCUUAAGUGUCCACUUCUCUUGUUCCACUGAAAGACAAUCCCAGCUCUUCAGAGUGGGUCCUUCACUGGUCUUCAUUGUGCUCCCUCCUUGCAGCUGACAUGACUUGCUACUUCACAGGAAAUGGGAGUCCAUCACUUUCCUAUGUUAUCCAUCCCAUUUUCCACCCUCAUGUACAACUCCCUUCUCUAAUCUUAGUUUGGCUAUAGGAUAUGGUACAAUAAGAUUCAUUUAAUCAUUCAUUGGACAAAGUACUUUGCAAACAAUCUCAUUUAAUUUUCACAACAUCCCUGUGAGGUGAUUACUGUUUUAAUCUGCUUUUGAAGAUGAUGAAACUGGGACUUGGAAAGGUUAUCAAAGACAGUAGUUUAUACUUUUUGGUUUGCAUCUCAUCUGUGCCACUUAUUAACUGGACAACCUUAGACAAGUUUAUUUUCCUGUGUCUCUUUCAUCAUUGGCAAAACAAGGGAUAAUAGCAUAAUUAUGCCUAGUUUGUAAAAUUGUGAUAAGAGAAAUCAAUAAAAAUGACACAUUGUAGGAUAUGAAAUAAUUUAGGUUCUACAGACUUGAAUCCAAUUUCCAUCUUUGAUACUUUCUACCAGCCCAACACUGUCAUUUCUACUUCCUACUAAACAUCUCAUAUCCUGGUAUUGUUUUACAACCCCAUAGCAGUUUUCAGUUCAAACAAUUUUAUCUCUUAUGAAAUAGUUCAUUGGCUUUGUAAAUUAUCCCCCUGUGUUGGGUUUCUUUUCUAAUUUGGCUUCCCAUUGGUGCCAUAAUUAUGGUUUUAGUUGCCUUCAAAAAUAAGAAAAAGCAAACUUGCAAAACAUGAAUACUUUGUCACAGUGUUUACUUAUUCUUCUUCUCUAGCCUUAUCUUUCAUCCUUGCCACUCUGAUCCAUGCCCCUUAUACCUCACUGUAAAACUGCGAAGCAUAGUGUUUUGUAUAAUACUUCCUACCUCUACCCUGUUUUUGACUGACUAGAACUUUAUUGAUCAUCUUUCAAAGAUCAUCUCUUAUUGGUCUUCUCUAUGAAACUUUUUUGUUCCCUUUAUUCUCUCUCCCCUAUGCCAACACAUAAUUCAGAUUUGUUCACAGUUUUAAUAUUUAAUUCCUUGAAGAGCUCUAACUUAUUCACUUCUAUGACCCCAACUCUGGGUACUUAAAAGGGGAUAGAAACAAUGAUAAACAAGUAAAGCCAUUUAACAAGUGAAAAGGAACAUUUAUGAAUACAUAAGUUAUCCUAAGUUGUCUAUCCCACAGGUAUUUAUAAUGUUAAAAAGUGUCUUUGCCAAUGGAACUUUAAUUAACUAGUGAGGGACUGAGCAAAAGAAAUACCACAACCAAACUUUACUUGAUUAAGUUUAGAACAAACGCUUUAUAGCAAAAGCAAAUGUAGAUCUUCUGCACUACAAAUAUUUGAAUAAGAACUGCAUAGACUUGUGUAUCUUUAUUUCCAUUGUUUCCAGUAUGCAGAACUUACUUAUGACCAUCUCUUACCAUCCUGUAAACAUCACCAUGGACUUUCUUGGCUCAUUGCUUAGGUGCCCAGUUUGUUAUGCUCUGACUCUUUGACCUGAACUGCUAUUUUGUGAUAGUCUUGAACAUCCUCCUUACCAAGGUGGCUGACUGAGAGUACUGCGUUCUCAUCCUUUUUUCACUUCUAUAUCAUAUUACAGCAUUCUAGAAAUUUCCUCCUUUAUUGACUUCCAUGAGAUCAUGCUUUAUGUUUUUAGUUUGUGAAAGUAUGAUAUUAAAAAUUUCAAAUUCUUAAUUGUACUAUUCUUUAUCACCAAUUCUGUGACCAUUUCUAAAUUCCUUAUUUUGGCUCUGUGGUUGACUCCUGAGCCUACAUAUCUUAUCUACCCACAUAUUUGCAUUUCAUUUCCUGUACUUAUAAGGUUAUAACCAGGCAGAUCUGCUCUAUCACUUCAGACUCAACUGUUAAAUAUCAAGUUCAUGAAGUUUCUUCUAAACUAUUUAUUUUCCUGUUUCCAAUGAUUAUUAUUACUCCUUUAUUUCCCCUUCCUACAGGAAUUCACUGAUAAUAUUUGCUUAUUUUCCACAGUGAAGCUUACAAAAACUGAAUUCAAUUUCUCUUUUUAUCCUCGAUCUUUUAUAAUUGCCCUUUCCUAAAUGGUGGUUUUGUUUUGUUUGUUUGAUUGGUUGGUUGGUUCAUUUGGUUUGGGUUUUUUCUGUCUUCAUUCACUUUGAUUCACUUUUUCCCUUUAUCCCAGUGUUGGUCAGUUUUUCAUUACUGUGGUCAGAAUACCUGACCAGAAUAACUUAGAAAAAGCAAAGUUUAUUUCAGUUCACAGUUUGAGAGGAUUCAAUUUGUAUUCACCCUGCUGGCUCCAUUCCUUUGGGCCCAAGGUAUCACGGAACAUCAUGGCAGGAGGGCAACAAAGAGAGAAAGAGAAUGUGUGGAAGAAGGCACCAGGGAUAAUAUAUAAACCACAAAAGCAUACCUCCAGUGACCAACUUCCUCCAGCCAUACCUUACCUGUCUAUAAUCACCAUCUCAUAGUCCCUUCAAAUUAUUAAUUCAGCAAAUGGAUUAAUCCACAAAUGAGGUCCAAGCCCUAAGCACUGACUAAAAGUCUUACCUCUGAACCCAACUACAUGGGGGAUCACACUUUCAAAUCUUGAGCUUUUGUGGGGGCACAUUCCAGAUCCACAUCAUAACAUGCAGGUUCAUGGUUGUACCAGCAGCACUUUGUGCAUAGUGAUUUGACCAAGUCUGUGCAAAGGGAAAAUGAGAAGGGUGGGCUUCAACUUUUUUCUCAGUUGCUUUUCUCAAUGCUUCCUUAAUUUAUGCGCACUAUUUUUCUUUCUGCUGAUAUAAAAGAUGAUACCCUAAAGCAAAUUGGGGAACCACAUCAAUAGGUUGGUUCAGGUACCCAAAAAUUUCUAAGACAAAGAAGAAAAUUAUUCCUCCACCUUGGACUGAGAAUAAACUUCAGUGUAUUUCUAUAUUAUAGUGUUUUGGUAAUGUAUUUCUGCUUGACCCUACAUAACAGGCUGGUUAUUACCACAUCAAAACUCAAGUCCAUCCCUUUAACAUUUCACAGCAGGGUUACUGCAAGGUUUUCUGGUUUACUAGUUGUCUUUUGCUUUCUCAUUUGCAGAUGGGCAAAGGCCAGGCAAGUUCUUGUUCAUACUGGGGGAGACGAUCACAAUUCUCCCACAUACUGCAGUGAAUAGAAUUGAAGCCAGAAAUAAAGAUCUGCAGCAUCCUGGGAGAUGCAAAAUAAAAAUCAGGCAGUCUUUCCAAGUGUGUGUCCUGUCAAAACAUGCCAGGCAUUGAAGAAAUCCAAGAAUAAGACUUUAGAUCAGAAAUUGAAGAAACCAAAUGACAGCGGCCAAGUUCAAAGCAGAGGUUGAAGACAAAGUCUGGUGGUACUUUUCGAGUUUUUAGGACGCAUUUGGCUUCAGGACAAAGUAGGGAAGAAAAUUCAACAAUUUCCAGAGAAAAGCAGAAUGUUAAAGAAAAACAAAGUAUUAAUUUUUAAGUACUUUCUUAAUCUCAUUAAUUCAGCUUUUUUGAUUCUUGGACUUUUAUUCGUGGGAUUUGGUGCCUGCCUUUUAUUAGAUAGAAAUACUUUUUUAACAGCGUUGGAUGAAAACAAACAAUUCAUUAUAUAUAUUUCUCAAAUCUUGAUUGGAAUGGGAUCUGCUGUUGUUCUUCUUUGUCUGUUGGGUUAUUUGUCAAUUCACAUCAAAAUUGUAUGGCUCCUAAUUCUGUAUGCAGUAGUGUUGUCAUUGGCCUUUGGUGUCCAAGUUGUAUUUUCAGCACUCAUCUUCACAAAGAAAGAGGAGGUUCAACAACUAUGGCAUGACAAAAUGGAUUUAGUCAUUUCUGAGUAUGGAUCUAAAGAUAAGCCUGAAGACAUACCCAAGUGGACUAUUCUGAAUGCCUUACAGAAAACAUUACAGUGUUGUGGUCAACACAAUUACACAGAUUGGAUAAAGAAUAAGAAUAAAGAAACUUCAGACCAGGUUCCGUGUUCUUGCACAAAUUCUACAUUAAGAAAAUGGUUUUGUGAUGAGCCACUGAAUGCAACUUACCUGGAGGGUUGUGGAGGUAAAAUCAGCACAUGGUUUGAUGCUAAUGCUUUAACCUUCAUUGGAAUUAAUUUUGGACUUUUGACUUCAGAGGUUUUGCAAGUCUCAUUCAUUGUUGCUUUCCUCAGACACAAGAAUAGAGUUUAUGCAGAAACGUGACCUCUGGAUUUUAAUUUGACUAGAAGAAACCAGUUAAUUUUCAAAAUAAUCAUGUCAUAUUAUUUUACUCUAUUAUUGUUUGGAUACGUAUCCGUCAAAGGAUUAUAGACUAUGUUAAAGACUUUGUUCACAAUUGGUGGCUCUCUUGGGAGGAGAUAGAACCUUUAAGAGGUGAAGCUACUAAGAGGUUUUCUGGACACUGAAGGCAUGUCCUUGAAGUAGAUAUUCGAAUCCCAGCCUCUUCAUAUGGCAUUCUUUCAUGUCUCAGACACAAAAUGAACUUUACUACACCACGUGGUCCCCACCAAAGGCUAAAAAGUAAUGGGGCUAAUUGGUUAUGGACUAAAAUCUUUGAAACCAUGAGCUGAAAUGGAAUUUUUCUUAUAUUUUCUCAGGUAUUUGUCAUGGUAACAAAAAGCUAUAUUAUAUGUAAUAUGGAAUUAUUGAACAUGUAUAAUAAAAAUUAAUGAAAUUUUAAAAUUUUCCACAAAAUGAUAUUUUUGAUCAAUUUAUCAGAAAAAAUGGAUAAAUUUUUCUAUUUAGCACUUUAUCUUAUGUAAUGAAGUUUCACCAUAUAAUUUGCAUUUUUUUAUGUAGAAAAUAUACCUGUAUGGAGUUUGGAAAAAGUAUUUUUAACACGUAAGCAUUUGCAAAUCUUAAGAAAAAAACAGAUUUAUACAAGAAUGUAAAGAAAGAUUGAAAAUCCUCAUUAAAUCCUUAUUCUGAAUUAAUCGUUUAUUGUCCUUUUCAGAUAAUGCUUACAACUAGAUUAUAAACUUAACAUUAGAGAUAACGUGGUAAUAAUAUAAUAUUAAAAUAACUGAAUUUUAAAAUUCAAACUAAAAUUAUUUUUAACUAAUACAUAGAAACAUAAAAAUUGUACAUAUUAAUGCAAAGCUAAUGAUUGAUAGCAAUGGAAAUAGUGAAUUGUUAAUUAUAGCAAAAACAAUAUAUUCUAAAUGAUCACUGAA
This is a messenger RNA of Marmota monax (woodchuck), 5807 nucleotides long. RefSeq names its product tetraspanin 19 (gene Tspan19). The coding region runs from base 4093 to 4836 and encodes 247 amino acids. Gene Ontology annotation, cellular component: membrane. NCBI's taxonomy places the organism in Eukaryota, Metazoa, Chordata, Mammalia, Rodentia, Sciuridae. The record is from RefSeq and is a predicted model, not a curated record. The transcript is spliced from 9 exons.